Messenger RNA from Vitis riparia (riverbank grape), 4342 nucleotides. Its product is annotated as ABC transporter G family member 39-like. The record is from RefSeq and is a predicted model, not a curated record. Gene Ontology annotation, cellular component: membrane. The transcript is spliced from 24 exons. NCBI's taxonomy places the organism in Eukaryota, Viridiplantae, Streptophyta, Magnoliopsida, Vitales, Vitaceae. Gene Ontology annotation, molecular function: ABC-type transporter activity; ATP binding; ATP hydrolysis activity. The coding region runs from base 1 to 4248 and encodes 1415 amino acids.
AUGGAGUUAGGACAGCUCAGAACAGUUGACAAUGUGGAAGAAAAUGAUGAUGAGGAAGCUCUCAAAUGGGCUGCUCUUGAAAGACUCCCCACUUAUGAUCGAGCCCGGAAAGGGAUCUUUAAUGGAGAUGCAGGAGAAUCUAAAGAAGUUGAUCUUCGGAAGCUUGGAUUUCAGGAGAGGGAGGAGUUGUUGAACAGAGUCAUUAGACAUGCAGAUGAUAAUGAAGAGUUCUUACGGAAGCUCAAGAACAGAAUGGACAGGGUUUCUCUGGACUUACCUACAAUUGAAGUUCGAUUUGAGAAUCUAAAUGUUGAAGCCGAGGCCUAUGUGGGAAGCAGAGCUUUGCCCACAAUCCUCAACUCUUAUUUUAAUCAGAUAGAGGGUCUGUUAAACUUCCUCCAUAUUCUUCCAAGUAAGAAGAGGAAAAUAUCGGUACUUCACAAUACAAGUGGAAUUAUCAAGCCUGGAAGAAUGACUUUGCUUCUAGGACCGCCAAGCUCAGGGAAAACCACCUUAUUGUUAGCCCUGUCAGGUAAACUUGAUUCAGAACUGAAGUUUUCUGGGAAAGUAACAUACAAUGGCUAUGAAAUGCAUGAGUUUGUCCCUCAGAGGACUUCAGCGUAUAUCAGCCAGGAAGAUGUCCACAUCAGUGAAUUGACAGUGAGAGAAACACUAACUUUUGCUGCAAGAUGCCAAGGAGUUGGUACUAAUUAUGAUGCACUCAUGGAGUUGCUGAGAAGAGAGAAGGAAGCAAAUGUCAAACCAGACAGCGACAUAGAUAUGUAUAUGAAGGCAGCAGUUUUAACAGGACAUAAGGAAGACAUAGUUACAAACUAUAUUCUUAAGAUUUUAGGACUUGAAGUUUGUGCUGAUACCAUAGUUGGAGAUGUAAUGAGAAGAGGUAUUUCUGGUGGACAGAAGAAACGCGUUACAAUAGGGGAGAUGCUGGUGGGACCUUCCAUGGCAUUCUUCAUGGAUAAUAUAUCCACUGGUCUUGACAGUUCAACGACUUUUCAGAUCAUCAACUCUAUCAAGCAGUCAAUCCAUAUUCUCAACAAGACCACUCUUAUCUCCCUCCUCCAGCCUGCACCAGAAACUUAUGAUCUCUUUGAUGACAUUAUUCUGAUCUCAGAAGGGCAGAUUGUGUACCAGGGCCCAUGUGAAUAUGUCCUUGAGUUCUUUGAAUCUAUGGGUUUCAGAUGUCCUGAGAGGAAAGGCAUUGCUGACUAUUUACAGGAAGUAACAUCAAGAAAGGAUCAGAAACAGUACUGGGCUAAUGAAGCCAAACCACAUAGUUAUGUUUCGAUCAAUGAGUUUACAGAGGCUUUUAAGGCAUUCCAUGUUGGCAGAGCCAUCCAAUGCGAGCUUGCAACCCCGUUCAACAGGGCAAGGAGCCAUCCAGCAGCUUUGACAAAAUCCAAAUAUGGAACUAGCAAGAAGGAACUAUUGAAAGCUUGUUUAUCAAGAGAAUUUAUUUUGAUGAAGAGGAACUCAUCUCUAUAUGCUUUCAAGCUACUUCAGUUUGUAUUUACGGCAAUCAUUGUGGCAACAAUCUUCACAAGAAGCAAUAUGCAUCACAACGAAUUAAAAGAUGGAACCAUCUAUCUUGGUGCUCUCUAUUUUGGGCUCACUGUAACUCUCUUCAGUGGAUUUUUUGAACUUUCAAUGACAAUUGGGAAACUCCCCGUCUUCUAUAAGCAAAGGGACCUCCUGUUUUAUCCUUCAUGGGCAUACUCAUUGCCUACACCGAUGCUUGGGACUAUUCUAUCCAUUCUUGAAGUUACCCUUUGGAUAGCCAUAACUUAUUAUGCAAUAGGCUUUGAUCCCGAUCUCAAAAGGAUGUCUAAACAAUAUCUUAUUCUCGCAAUGAAUGGACAGAUGUCUUAUGGAUUUUUCAGGUGCAUUGCUGCAUUAAGUAGGAACUUUGUUAUUGCAAACACAAGCGCGCACGUUGCACUUAUAUGGCUACUAAUAUUCAGUGGAUUUGUCUUAGCGCGAGAGAAUAUAACGAAAUGGUUGAGCUGGGGGUACUGGACAUCUCCCCUCAUGUAUGUUCAAAAUGCACUUUCAGUGAAUGAAUUCCUUGGGGAGAAAUGGAAGGUGUCUACUGGAUCAACAGCACCAUCACUGGGAAUAUCUGUCUUGAAGUCACGUUGUUUGUUCACUAAUCCAGAUUGGUAUUGGAUUGGUUUUGGUGCACUAAUCUGUUUCAUCUUCUUAUUCCAUGGGAUCUACAAUUUGGCUCUUGCAUAUCUCAAUGAAUAUGGGAAAUCUCGAGCGGUCUUUUUAUCUGAAGAAGCUUUGAAGGAGAAGCACAUCAACAGGACAGGUGAGGAAAACAGGACCUCAGAGUAUGGAGCACACUCAAAUGGAAACAAAGCAUCCAGAAAAGCUGGUGAUGUUGGAAAAUACCAGGAGAAAGGCAUGCUUCUCCCAUUUAGACCUCUUACCAUUGCAUUUGAGAAUAUCAGAUAUUCAGUUGAUAUGCCACAGGCAAUGAAAGCGCAAGGUGUUGAAGUCAAUCGAUUAGUACUUCUGAAGGGACUGAAUGGAACUUUCAGGCCUGGAGUGCUUACAGCACUGAUGGGUGUUAGUGGAGCUGGGAAGACUACUCUCCUAGACAUGUUGUCGGGAAGGAAAAACAUCGGAUACAUAGAGGGAAACAUCACAGUCUCAGGCUACCCCAAGAAACAGGAAACCUUUGCUCGGGUUUCUGGAUACUGUGAACAAAAUGACAUUCACUCCCCACUUGUUACAGUGUACGAGUCCCUAUUAUACUCAGCAUGGCUAAGGUUACCUGCAGAGAUCAACCCUGAGACUAGAGAGAUUUUCAUUCAGGAAGUUAUGGAACUGAUUGAACUGACACCAUUAGGAGAAGCAUUGGUUGGAUAUCCAAAUGUGAAUGGGCUCUCCAUUGAGCAGCGCAAAAGGCUAACCAUUGCAGUUGAGCUUGUUGCAAACCCCUCAAUAAUAUUCAUGGACGAGCCGACAUCAGGCCUUGAUGCCAGAGCAGCAUCCAUUGUUAUGAGAGCUGUCAGGAAGAUCGUGGACACUGGAAGAACGGUAGUGUGCACAAUCCAUCAACCAAGUAUUGACACAUUCGAGUCUUUCGAUGAGCUUUUUCUACUGAAGAGAGGAGGUGAAGAAAUAUAUGUGGGUCCUUUGGGACAUCAGGCCGGCCAUAUGAUCAAAUACUUUGAGGAAAUCAAUGGAGUUGAUAGGAUUAAAGAUGGUUAUAACCCAGCAACAUGGGUGUUGGAAGUGACUACUGAUGCACAAGAAGAGUUUCUUGGAGUCAAAUUUGCAGAAAUAUACAAAAAAUCAGAUCUCUUCCAGAGAAACAAAGCUUUGAUCAAGGAGUUGAGUACACCUCCUCCCAAUUCACAAGACCUCAACUUCUCUUCGCAGUAUCCAAGGUCCUUCCUCACCCAGUUCAAAGCCUGCCUAUGGAGGUAUUACAAGUCCUAUUGGCGCAACACAGCAUACAACUCCCUUAGAUUUCUAGCCAGCACUAUGGAGGCCUUCAUGUUGGGCAUUACAUUUUGGGGCCUCGGGUCCAACAGGAGAACAGGACUGGAUAUUUUCAAUGUCUUGGGUUCUUUACACACGGCGGUUAUGUUCUUGGGCACACAGAAUGCUUCAAUUGCGCGGCCGGUUGUUAUCAUGGACAGGGCGGUUUUCUACAGAGAGAGGGCUGCUGGGUUCUACUCUGCCUUGCCUUAUGCAAUUGCACAGAUUGCAAUUGAGAUCCCAUACACUUUGACUCAGGCCAUUAUAUAUGGGAUUAUAGUGUAUACCAUGAUGGGAUUGGAACUGAAAGCUGCAAAGUUUUUCCUGUACCUAUUAUUUCAGAUCAUCUCACUUCUGUACUUCACAUAUUUCGGAAUGAUGAUUAUAGCAGUGAGUCCUAAUCAAGAAAUUGCAACCCUGUUGUCUGCUCUCUUCUACACACUUUGGAAUAUCUUCUCAGGCUUUAUAAUUCCCAGAAAGAGAAUCCCUGUGUGGUGGAGGUGGUACGCUUGGGUGUGCCCUGUUGCAUGGAGUUUGUAUGGAUUUGCUGCAUCACAAUAUGGAGACGUGCAGACGAAGAUGGAAAGUGGUGAAACAGUGGCGGAGUACAUGAGAAAUUAUUUUGGAUACAGACACGACUUCUUAGGGGUUGUUUGUAUGGUGCUGAUUGGGUUUAAUGUGCUCUUCGCUUCUGCGUUUGCUUACUCCAUGAAGGCCUUGAACUUCCAGAAAAGAUGAGGAAAGUUUAGUUGUCCAAAAGUGAAACAAAAAUCAUAGUCUUUAUAGGAUUAAUGACUUGACCAAUAUUAAAAUUUCUCCAAGUUUACUUGAA